AUGUCAGAUCCAAUUGGCACAGAACAACAGGAUGUGGCUGUGGACCCUGCCGCCACAACCCCAGCUCCUCCACUGACUGCUCCUGAAACUACAACACCAGUUCAGACCCCUUCGGCUGAUGUGUUUCAGAAGGAGGAUGCUUCACAUGCAAAUUCAAAUGUCGAGGAGACACCAGCACCUGAAAAGCCAUUGUCCCCUCCCAACCCUUCGCCCUCGCCAGAGAAACAUAAGUUAGACGACGAUGCUGGACAGGAUGAAGCUUCGAAAAAGUUGAAGACGGAGGGUGAACAGGCUAGUUACCAGGCUGACACUUCCAAGAUGGAGCCCGCUCCAAAGCCCCCUCCAGAGCCCGACAUGACCAAACUUCCCGCUAACCCUAUCCCCAAGCAUCAAAAUAAGUUUGCGCAUAACACAAUUAAGGCUAUCAAAAGAUUGAAAGAUGCCGGUCCUUUUGUCCACCCUGUUGAUAUUAUCAAGUUGAACAUUCCAUUCUACUACAAUUUCAUCACGAGGCCCAUGGAUCUUUCUACUAUUGAACGUAAGCUUUCGGUCAACGCAUACGAUGAUCCACAGCAAAUUGUCGAUGAUUUCAAUCUUAUGGUGGACAACUGUAUUAAAUUCAAUGGUGAAUCUUCCGGUAUCUCUCGCAUGGCAAAGAACAUCCAGGCUCAGUUUGAGAAGCACAUGCUCAACAUUCCCCCCAAGGUGCUUGCGGCCAACGGCCACUCUAACAACACUGGUGCUGCUUCCAGAAGACGCAACGUUAUUGUGAGUGACGACCCAAAAACCGAGUCGGUGGCUGCCCACAGACCCAAGAGAACCAUUCAUCCUCCAAAGUCCAAGGAAUUGCCAUACGAUGUGAGACCAAGAAAGAAGAAGUACGCCGCUGAGUUGCGUUUCUGUAACCAGGUUAUCAAGGAGUUGACAUCCAAAAAACUCUACAAUAUUAACUUCCCCUUCCUUCAACCUGUUGAUCCCGUUGCAUUGAACAUUCCUCAUUACCAUGAAGUUGUGAAGACCCCUAUGGACCUUGGCACAAUCCAGUCCAAUCUCGCUAACAACAAGUACGAGAAUGCUGAUGAUGUCGAAAGAGAUGUCAGACUAGUUUUCUCAAACUGUUACUUGUUCAAUCCAGAUGGCACGGAUGUGAACACCAUGGGACGUCGUCUUGAGAGCUACUUCGACAAGAAAUGGGCCGCCAAGCCUGUUCCCGCUCCAUCGCCCGUCAACUCUGAUGGCGAGUAUGACAGUGAUGAUUACGAGGAUGAUGAGGGUGAGGUCAAUGAGGCAAUGUUGUCAAGUAUCCCUGCAAUUUCUUUCAUGGAGAACCAGUUGAAGAGAAUGAAGGCUGAGCUCGAAGAGUUGAAGAGAACUGAGCUCGAAAAGUUGAAGGCCUCUCGCAGAAAGAAGAAGAAGACCAAGAAGACUAAGAAGGCUAGGUCCAACUCUAUCGCUGACGGUCGUGCUGACGACCAGCCUAUCGUUACUUACGAAAUGAAGAAGCAGGUCAGUGAAGUUGUUCCUACCUUGAACGACAAGAAGUUGCAGGCUUUGAUCAAGAUCAUUAAGGAUGACGUUGUCAUCAGUGACGAGGAGGAAGUUGAGCUUGACAUGGACCAGCUCGAGGACCGCACUGUCUUGAAGCUUUACGACUUCUUGUUCGGCAAAAAAGCUGCUUCUAACGCCAUGACCAAGGCUAAGAAGUCCACAUACUCUUCCGGUAACAUUGACCAGCUCGAGCAGUUGAAAUCACAACUCCAGUUGUUUGAUGAUGCUGAAAGAUCAAACGGAGGCUCUCACUUACCAGCCUCCACGUUCGACCUCAACAGUAUCCCUGCCCAGGAGUCUUCUGAUGACGAUGCUUCUUCAGAAUCUUCUGAGGAAGAAGAACUCGUUAGACAUUACAACGCCGACAUCGUGUAUACCCCUAUGAUCCUAGCAAGAGAGUUUGUCAGAAACGACAUAGCUCGAAUCAGUGACUUCUCCACAAAUCUCAAAGAUACACCCGUUAUAGUCCAAGUUGGUUGCAACAACGUCAACGAUCUUCUCAAGUUUGUCGAGAUGAUGCACCCAUACGUUGAUGGAAUCGGCCUCAACUGCGGUUGCCCAAUCCGUGAACAAGUUCGUGAAGGUAUCGGAGCAGCUUUGAUGUCUGAGCCUGAUCUUGUAGCCGAAAUGGUCAAAGCAGUCAAGGAUAAAUACGGCGACAAGGUAUGCAUCGAGACCAAAAUCAGAAUUCAUAGCGACUUAAGCGAAACCGAGAGAUUCGUGAAAAAGGUGGAAAGCGCUGGCGUGGACUUCAUCACGGUUCAUGGACGGACUAAAUCGACUCGUUCAUCUCAGCCUGCAAACUUGGAUGCAAUCAAACUCGUGAAGGACACCGUCAAAGUGCCCGUUGUCGCUAAUGGUGACUGCUUCACCCAUGAAGACUUUGAAAGAAUCGCAGAAUACACAGGAGUUGACGGAGUAAUGGCAGUUCGUGGUGCAUUAGCCAACCCUGCAAUCUUUGCAAAACACAAAACGGCACCUUGGUCUGCAGUGGAGAUCUUCUUUGAUCUUGCUCUCAGCUAUGGUUUGCCAUAUCGCAUCACUCAGCAUCAUCUUUCGGAAAUGUUCAGCGCCAUGAUCCCUAGGCUGUACGUGAAGGAGAUGAAUGAGAUACCAAACCUUAUAGAUCUCAUCGACUGGUUAGACCAGCACUUCAUCCUCAAACGUAGAGGUGAAGAUGGCUUUGGAACGGACGACAACGUUCCUUGGAAACACUCAGCAUAG
Messenger RNA from Candidozyma pseudohaemuli, 2772 nucleotides. RefSeq names its product tRNA dihydrouridine synthase (gene DUS4). The transcript has 2 exons. Bases 1 to 2772 code for a protein of 923 amino acids. Gene Ontology annotation, cellular component: chromatin; nucleus. Gene Ontology annotation, molecular function: tRNA dihydrouridine synthase activity; flavin adenine dinucleotide binding. Gene Ontology annotation, biological process: tRNA processing; regulation of DNA-templated transcription; chromatin remodeling. The record is from RefSeq and is a predicted model, not a curated record. Lineage: Eukaryota; Fungi; Ascomycota; Pichiomycetes; Serinales; Metschnikowiaceae.